AUGGGUGACUACUCAAAAGCCUUGAGUUAUUAUGAACAGACACUGGAACUGGAGUUGAAAACACUGGGACCGAACCAUCCAUCUGUGGCUACGACGUACGGCAGUCUUGGAAUGGUUUACAGUGACAUGUGUGACUACUCAAAGGCCUUGAGUUAUUAUGAAAAGACUCUCGAAGUUAUGCGGAAAUCGCUCCCGGCUACUCAUCCUUCUAUCAAUUUUGGAUUACAAACAAUAGCGGAUAUUCAAAGUAAAUCCGACAUAUUUGAAACAAGUAUCAAUCAAACAAAAGACAAAUGUCAUCUUCUUGAAAGUUAUAAUCAAAAAACAAGUGAUGAAGAAUUAGCUAUUUUAAAAUCGUUAGACAAUCGUUGGCAUGAAAUAUCAUUGAAUUCAAAACAUCGUGAUGCGGGUUUAAAACGUGUUAAAGGACGAUCCGGUUCAACUCACAAUUCAUCAGAAUUAAAUCAAGGUUUAAAAUUAAUGAAAACUUAUCGUGAUGAAUUAAAGCGUUUAGAAAUUGAUAAACAAGAAUUAACAAAUGCUGAAAAAUUAUUUAAUUUACCAAUAUCAUCCUAUCCAGAAUUAUAUGUCAUUCAAAAAGAAAUGAAAAAUUUAGAAAAAUUAUAUACACUUUAUGAACAACAACCAAAAAGCCGUGAACUAUGGUCUGAAACAUUAUGA
This is a messenger RNA of Didymodactylos carnosus, 681 nucleotides long. NCBI's taxonomy places the organism in Eukaryota, Metazoa, Rotifera, Eurotatoria, Philodinida, Philodinidae. The record is from the annotation of a GenBank genome assembly.